This is a messenger RNA of Arvicola amphibius (Eurasian water vole), 1173 nucleotides long. RefSeq names its product neuromedin B receptor (gene Nmbr). The record is from RefSeq and is a predicted model, not a curated record. Gene Ontology annotation, cellular component: membrane. The transcript has 3 exons. Gene Ontology annotation, molecular function: bombesin receptor activity. Bases 1 to 1173 code for a protein of 390 amino acids. Gene Ontology annotation, biological process: bombesin receptor signaling pathway. Lineage: Eukaryota; Metazoa; Chordata; Mammalia; Rodentia; Cricetidae.
AUGCCCCCCAGGUCUCUUUCCAACCUCUCCUUACCCGUGGAGGCGAAUGAGAGCGAGCUGGUUCCCGAGGUGUGGGAAAAAGAUUUCCUGCCGGGCUCAGACGGGACCACCGCGGAGUUGGUGAUCCGCUGUGUGAUCCCAUCCCUCUACCUAAUCAUCAUUACGGUGGGCUUGCUGGGCAACAUCAUGCUGGUGAAGAUAUUCCUCACCAACAGCGCCAUGAGGAGCGUCCCUAACAUCUUCAUUUCUAACCUGGCGGCUGGGGACCUGCUGCUGCUGCUGACCUGCGUUCCAGUGGACGCCUCCCGCUACUUUUUUGAUGAGUGGGUGUUCGGCAAGCUGGGCUGCAAACUCAUCCCCGCCAUCCAACUCACCUCGGUGGGGGUUUCUGUGUUUACGCUCACCGCACUCAGCGCUGACAGGUACAGAGCUAUCGUGAACCCCAUGGACAUGCAGACUUCUGGCGUGGUGCUGUGGACCAGUGUGAAGGCCGUGGGCAUCUGGGUGGUCUCUGUGUUGUUGGCUGUCCCAGAAGCUGUGUUUUCGGAAAUAGCACGAAUUGGUAGCUUGGAUAACAGCAGUUUCACAGCAUGCAUACCUUACCCGCAAACAGAUGAGCUGCAUCCAAAGAUUCACUCAGUGCUCAUUUUUCUUGUCUAUUUCCUCAUACCACUUGUUAUUAUAAGUAUUUAUUAUUAUCAUAUUGCAAAGACUUUAAUUAAAAGUGCACACAAUCUUCCAGGAGAAUACAAUGAACAUACCAAAAAGCAGAUGGAGACCCGGAAACGCCUGGCUAAGAUUGUGCUCGUUUUCGUGGCCUGUUUUGUCUUCUGCUGGUUUCCCAACCACGUCCUUUACUUGUACAGGUCUUUCAACUACAAGGAAAUCGACCCUUCCCUGGGUCACAUGAUAGUCACCUUAGUGGCCCGGGUUCUGAGUUUCAGCAAUUCCUGUGUCAAUCCCUUUGCUCUUUACCUGCUCAGCGAAAGCUUCAGGAAGCACUUCAACAGCCAGCUCUGCUGCAGGAGGAAGUCCUAUCCCGAGAGGUCAACCAGCUACCUUCUCAGCUCUUCUGCCGUGAGAAUGACUUCUCUGAAGAGCAACACAAAGAACGUUGUGACCAGUUCUGUCCUGCUAAAUGGACACAGCGCAAAGCAGGAGAUAGCACUGUGA